Molecule: messenger RNA, 1665 nt
Organism: Parnassius apollo (apollo)
Lineage: Eukaryota; Metazoa; Arthropoda; Insecta; Lepidoptera; Papilionidae
Source: the annotation of a GenBank genome assembly
AUGAAUGAUCCAAAAGCUGAAGGAUACGGGCGGUUUAGUCGGAGCGUAUUAGGUGCAUGCGCGUGCGCAUUCUUCACGACCGGGGUGCAGAACUGUGUGAUGUCCUACGUGCUGCCUGCGGCGAGAUGUGAACUCCAGUUGACCACCUACCAAGCUGGCCUCGUCAACAUGGCCUUUAUGAGCGGUGGUGUAGCGAGCGCAUUUUUCUGGGGAAUCGUUGCGGACGUAUUUGGACGGCGGAACAUCCUAAGCAUGACGCUACUGAUAGAUUCUGCUAUUCUCCUGGCACAGAGUACUGUGUCCGAUUAUCGAGUUCUACUUGCAGCGAGGACUAUAAACGGAUUUCUUAUUGGUGGGCCAUCGACGCUUGUAUUCACGUACUUAUCCGACCUGGUGGGCGUAAAGAGACGGCAGCUAUAUCUGAACAUCACUGGGAUGUGCUUCGUGGCUGCUUGGCUUAUUUUACCAGCAAUAGCUUGGCUGGUGAUACCAUUUAAAAUAACAAACCACACUAGCCUGCUGCCCAUUCACACGUGGAGGCUGUACCUGGCGCUUGGAAGCAUCCCGGGAUUCCUGUCCGGCGUUUGGGUUCUUUUCCUCCCAGAAAGUCCCCGAUUACUGUGCGAAACAAAUAGAUGUGAGAAAGCACUGAAGUUGUUGACGAACAUCCAUAGGAGCAAUGUGGGGUUGGCCGGAGAAUAUAAGAUAAAGAAGCUGAUUCCGGAUAAUAUUUUUAUUGCGAAGACUGUGAACGGAGAAGAGAACAGAACGAAAGCACUGUUUUACGGCGUGCUCAAAGAUCUGAAGAUGUUCGUGUCAAAGGGCUACGCCUGGAAAUCUACCCUGAUUCUAUUCGUUUUCUUUGCUAACAUGGCCGCUGGUUUUGGUCUUAACCUUUGGAUACCGGAACUCCUUCUUCGGAUGCAAGGGAAGGAAUGCGCUUACUCUCAUUCGACUAUUGUCCCAGAGAAUGCUCGGCUGUUCAACGCAAGUAACAUCGCAUGGAAAGACCUACCAAAGGUUUACGAUUCAUGGAGACCAAACCAAGAUAUAUACAAUGGUACUUUGGUCGACUCUCUCGAUGGUAGGAGGGGGAGGGCAAGAUGUGAGGAGAAUAUUGACAGCGCUGUGUAUACGUCCGGGCUGAUAGUGGGCGCGUGUUGCGUGCUUGGCAAUGCGGCAUGCGCGGUGCUGAGCGGGCGGGGCGGCGCACGGGGCGUGCAGCGUGCGGCAGCGGCGUGCGCGUGCGCGUGCGCGCUAGCGUGCGCGUGCCUCGCCGCGAGCGCAUGCUCAUGCGCAUCGUCCCGCAAGCUGGCGGUGGCAGCGGCGGCCGUGCUGAACGCGGCUUCGCUUAAUGGCAAUGUGCUGCUGAUCAGGCUGUUGCUACAUGCGUUGCCUGCUAAGUUGAGCGGCCUUGGCGUUUGUUGGGGUGCAUGGUGGGGUAGAGCUGGUGGCGUGGUCUCUAACCUAGCAGUUGGAGUGCUUCUUGAUUACUCCUGCCCUGCACCGUUUAUAGCAGUGUCUGCAUUACUAACUAUUUCAAUCUUUGCUAUAAUGAUGAUAAAGUUGGAUGGGAACAAUGAAGCUGAUGUUCCUGACAAUAAGACUGAACAAGAAGUAGACAAGAACACUGGAUUUGAUAGAUUCAUUUCGACUCACAUGUAG